Trypanosoma cruzi is the source of this 1254-nucleotide messenger RNA. RefSeq lists its product as uncharacterized. The record is from RefSeq and is a predicted model, not a curated record. The transcript has a single exon. NCBI's taxonomy places the organism in Eukaryota, Euglenozoa, Kinetoplastea, Trypanosomatida, Trypanosomatidae. The coding region runs from base 1 to 1254 and encodes 417 amino acids.
AUGGACGCUGCGACUAAAUUUCUUAGGGAAAGAUUUGCACAUGUGUCGAUGACGAAAAAGGAGAUGCUAAUUGCAACGGUUCUUGUAUUUUUACUUUAUGUUUCUUCGAUUAUGAUGUUUUUUGGCAUGAAUUUCUGGCUUUGGUCUUUUAAAAAAGGAAUUAAACGCAGUUAUGCCACCAUUUUCCUUCCAUCAACGGGAUGGCUUUUUCUGUUUGUGGUUUCUACGAUAGUUCUUCGUAUAAUUAGCUGGAAAAGUGGACGCAAUGAGAAUUUUUUCUUUUGGUGCUCUCGUAAGGGCUUUAUUCUUUUGCUUUUGAUUGGUCUAUUUGAUUCAUUGACUGGGCUUUUAUGCCUGUACUCCGCAGUACAUGUUCCGGUUAUACUUCAAUCCGCGCUUAUAUCGACAGGACCCAUUUGGACUUAUAUACUCGCGUGGAUUUUGUAUCCGGAAAGUCAGCCAAAGUUUUCCCCCAUAUUGCUGUUAGUUGUUGCCUUUACAGCUUGUGGGGUGACUCUUGCAGUGAUGCCACAGACUCAAAGCCAAAAUAAAAAAAAGUAUUUCAGCCCUCCUUGGAUAGUAAUAUUUCUUAUAGGGACUUUCUUAUAUCCUCUUUAUAAUGUUCUUCAAGGUCGUUUUUUGAACGAAUUUCGAGGAUCUUGCUCACCGUUUACGAGCAAAAUAAUCAUGUUGACAUGUGAGACAUUUUUGGUUUUUUUUUUUACCUUGACAUACUUUCCAAUUGAUGCUUCUCCAUUUUUUGGAAAGUGUGAUUCUUUACAAGAAUCUUGGGAUAUGCUUAUUUCCAGUUUGAACUGCGUUGCUGGAUGCCCCAAUAAUGCCAUUUAUAUGACUGUAUAUAUUUUGGGUUUUUGGAUCCGUCAUAUUGUUUUUGCGUACAUGAAUGGAUAUUCUCCUGUUGUAGCAGCAGUGGCAAGUCAGAUGACACAACCAAUCAACACAUUUAUAUUAUUGAUUAUCCCUUCAUGGAACGUAUAUGGCGCCAAGACCGUUUGGUAUUACACACUUGGCUGUUUCUUGCUUUUACUCAUGUCAACCAUUAUUUUUGUUGUAUGGCAUGUGCUUAAUCGCCCACCUCGUCGGAAUGAAUUGCCGUUAUCAUUAUCCCCCAUGAUGGGCAGCGAUACUGAUAAGGAUGAUGAAAAUGAAAUAUGCUUAUUUACUGAGGAUAACACCCAGGAGAGGGAAGGGGAGGAAAUCGUUCCCACGCAAAGACACAAAACGGGAAGUUGA